Molecule: messenger RNA, 1296 nt
Organism: Osmia bicornis bicornis
Lineage: Eukaryota; Metazoa; Arthropoda; Insecta; Hymenoptera; Megachilidae
Exons: 2
Coding region: 1-1296 (431 amino acids)
Source: RefSeq, a predicted model, not a curated record
AUGCAACUCCACGUACAUUACGGCGACCUUAACGCUGAAAUAAACAACACGUUAAGGAAGUUUUGGGAGGUGGAAGCGCCUCCACCGGUAACGUUCCUCUCCGAAGAGGACAAAAAAUGUGAAGAACAUUUUCGGCAGACUCAUUCGCGUAAACCCGACGGCAAAUACGUAGUGCGAUUGCCGUUUAAAUCAGAGCCUCCCAUCGAUAUCGGGGCUUUGAAAGGAAUCGCGGUCGCCUCCUUUUAUAGAUUGGAGAAACGGCUCGCCAAAGACGCGGAACAAGCUACGGCUUAUCACUCCUUUCUGGGGGAAUACCUGCAGCUCGGUCAUAUGCGGGAAUUUCUUGAAACAGACCCUCCUUCUGAGCAAAAGGUCUAUUUGUCGCAUCAUCCGGUCAUCCGUCAAGACAGCAGUACGACAAAAUUGAGAGUGGUUUUUAACGCGUCGAUGCCUACGUCAAACGGCUCUACGCUAAACGAUCAUUUACUAGUUGGUCCGAAAUUGCAAGCUGACCUCGCGGUCACGAUUUUACGAUGGCGCAUGUAUCAGUUCGUGUUCGCAGCAGAUAUCGCUAAAAUGUUCCGGCAAAUCUGGAUCGAUCAUCGCGACACCGCCUACCAGCUGAUAGUUUGGCGCGUUAAACCCGAAGAUCAGUUGAAAACAUAUGAAGUGCUUACCGUGACAUACGGGACGGCCCCAGCGCCCUUCCUCGCGAAUCGGGUCAUCAAACAACUCGCGCUGGAUGAGGGGACUAAUUUCCCUCUCGCGGCUCCUAUCCUGAAUGAGCACCUCUACGUUGACGACGCGCUUUUCGGGGCCGAUGAUCGAGUGUUGGCUCGUCAAACACGGCAGCAGGUAACGGAUGCCCUCAGACACGGAGGUUUCCACCUAAGAAAGUGGUCAAGCAAUUGUCCACAGUUAUUAGCGGAGAUCUCCCACGUUGAUCACGAGCUGGCCUCGAGCCGCUUAUUUCAAGAUGCCGAAGGAUUAAAAAUGUUGGGAAUCCGUUGGUUACCGAAAUCGGACGAAUUUCGAUUUCAAUUUAAGCUCGACUCCGCUAGUACGGCGAAUCCGACUAAGCGCGGGGUUUUGUCGAAUAUCGCGCGAAUCUUUGACCCAUUGGGGUGGAUUUCUCCCGUCGUUAUCGUGGCCAAGAUCUUCAUGCAAAGAUUAUGGGUAGCCAAGUUAGAUUGGGACGAACCUCUACCUUGCGAACUAACCAACCAAUGGCGCGAAUAUUCCGCGGAGUUUAACGAUUUACGAAAGAUGCUUCGCAAGACGCCUAUGCGGCUGUGA